Messenger RNA from Lucilia sericata (common green bottle fly), 8325 nucleotides. It is a transcript of the gene lilli, whose product is annotated as AF4/FMR2 family member lilli. The coding region runs from base 1521 to 7817 and encodes 2098 amino acids. The record is from RefSeq and is a predicted model, not a curated record. NCBI's taxonomy places the organism in Eukaryota, Metazoa, Arthropoda, Insecta, Diptera, Calliphoridae. Gene Ontology annotation, cellular component: nucleus; super elongation complex. The transcript is spliced from 11 exons. Gene Ontology annotation, biological process: regulation of gene expression.
GACCUUUUUCGCCAUACGAAUUUAAAGCACAAAGAGGAGACAUCCAAAAAAUAGAAAAUGGCGAACUUCGGUUUGAUUUUCAUUUCGGAAUUUCACGUUAAUUUUUUUGUUAAAUAAAAAUUCUACAAAUGAAAAAUAAUUGCAAAUUAUAAAAAUCAAACUAUUAUUCAUAAACUUAUAAACGCGAGUUGAAAACAUCGAACAAUUGGUGAAAGUGAAAAUAACCAAGUGGAUUAAGCAAAAAGUGAAAAAUGAAAAUUUUUGGCAAAAAUUUCGAGACUAAGAAAUUGUCAUGAAGUGAACGAACCUCAAAAAGGAGGAAUAAGUCAAAAGAAAAAAUUAAAAGGCCAAAUUAGAAAAGUCUUUUGUUUUGCAAUUAUUAAAUAAAUUUAAAUUUUUUUCAAAAAAAAAUAAUUCUUAAAUUGACUGUGCAAUGGUGAUUUAAUUGUCUCUUAAAGACGAGCAGACAAAAAUUAAAUUUGUUGCUUUUUUCUAAAUGUUUAAAAGGAAUUUCAUGACGAAUUGUACAUAAAGAUUCAGUCUACUAAACUGCAAUAUAAAAAAAAAAAACUUAUUAAAAAUUAAUAGUUCUAAAUAAAAAAAUCAGUAAAUAAAAGCCAAUUCCAAAAAUUAUAAACUCCAAAAGAAUACAACACAACAGUAAAUAGUUGCCUAAAAAUAAGCAAUAAAAUAAAUAUGAAAAAUACUAUUAAUGUUAACAAAAACUACAUAAUAAAACAUAAAAAUAAUAUUUUUUUCAUUAAAAAAGUCGCAAAAAUAUUUUAAGUAUAAAAAUAUAUUUAACCAAGUGCUUACUUAUGUAAAAUUUAACUAAAAAUAUUAAUUAUAAAAAAAAUAAAUAAAGAUUUCUUUUUUCUGUUUUCAAUUUGAAAGUAGUUAACAUUGAGCAAUUUUUCUUUUAAACGCUUUUGUAGCAUUAUUUAUAAAUAAUAUAAUAUUUACAAUAACUAUUAAUUGAAAAAUAAAAAUUAUCACCAUUAUUACUAAAAAACAAACAUAAAUCAAUUUAAUAAAAAUAAAUAAAAUUAUUAAAAAUUGUACUACAUUAAAACAACGGAAAUUAUAUAAAUAUCAUAAAAAUUAUACUUAUAACUAGAAUAAAACUUAUAACUGCAAAUAAUAAAUAAUAAUAAAAUAUAGAGUAAUAACAAUAAAAUAAAUGAUAAAUCUUUUCUAUUGUAAUAAUAAUUAGUGCUACCAAACUACAUCAUUUCUACCAAUUAAACUCUUUAAUAAUAUUAAAUAUUUAAAGAAAAAAAAAUUAAAAACUUUUAAACUUUUUUGAAAAAAGUUGAGAAAAAUAUUGUAUCUUUGACAAAACUUUACUCCGCCAUUCAUGUAAAAUCAAUUAUUUGUAAAAAACAGCAGUGGCAGCUUCAGUGAAGAAGAACCCAAGCAGACAAACAAUCAACUAAAACUUCUCUACAAACCAAAAAAUCUAACAAUAUGUCUAUUUGUUAUGCGAGAUAUUAGUAAAACGUUUACUAAAACCAAAUGCCAUGGAUAUGAAAAAAAUAUCAAAACCACGAAUGGAUGACUAUGAAUAUGAGAGGAAACAAAGAAGGGAACGUGAAAAGUCCGAAAGGCAACAAGUUCAAACAUCAUCAUCAAAUCGGGAGGUAGCACUUUUUUCAGAACCUCGACGUGUAAAUCCGUCCGAAGAUGAUGAUAAGAUUUCGGCGAAAUUGGGAGACUAUUCGAAAGCCAGGGAUUUUAUUAAUCUUUACACGGUGGGAAUAUCGAAUUCGGGUCAUAGGCAUAUGCCAGCUAAUGCUGUUUUACCGGGUAUAGUGCCAACAAGUUCUCCGCUACCAAAUGUAAGUUCUGGUGUGGCGACGUCUGCAUCGUCAACAGGUUCCUCCUCAUCGUCAUCAUCGCAGCGUUUGCUUCCACCUCCGCCACCACAAACACAGCAACAAUCACAGCAGCCACCACAUCACUAUCAGCAGCAACAGCAACAAUUACGACAAACGCCUUAUGUUAAACAGGCUGAUAAUAAACCUCCUUAUAAUGGCCGAGGGGGAUAUCCAGGACAACCAGUAAAUCGUUUGAGUAGUGGAAUGGCACCACCUAAGGGACCACCGUCCGGUUCAUUACUACCACCUGCCACUACACACAUGCCAAAUGGGCGCCAAUCAUCGUCGUCAGCCUCUUCCGUUGAGAAAUCAUACCUAGGACCACCUACAGCAUCGUCAAACUCGUCAUCGGCGACACACAAUGGUCGCUUUUCACAACCAUCAAUACCAAAACAACGCCAAAAACCAUUACCACCAGAGAACGACAUCAAAGAAAUAAUUAAUCAUGUUACCAAUACAUUUUGUCCUCCAAAGAUGUUAACUGGCAUUGAUGCAACACCGCACAAUACUUUAAUGGAGAAUUACAAUCUCAGUGAGAAGAAUAAACACAAGUAUUCCUUUGAUAUUUUAGCUAAAACAAGUAUAGUGGAACCUUUGGAUUCUCCGCCUCGUAAGCAAAUGCCAGCACCUAGAUUUGUGCCUCCUUUAUCAGCUACAUCAACAACACAGAUGCCUUCUUCAAAAUCAGUCCCCUCCUCCGCCCCCACCUCAUCAUCUUCCACUUAUAUAGCUCCUGCCACCAACACAACCGCUCCAGUCGGUCAUCUUACAUCAUCUACCUCUUCCUCUUCUGGGCAGUCUUCAUCGUUAAUAAGCAAUGCUACCAUAACAUCACCUACAGUGCCACAUUCUCCUAUCUUAUCUCGGCCAUCGAAAGAGUCAAUGAUAAAACCCUUAAAAACGGAAAAGCCAACUCCGCCACCAAUAGAAAAGCAGAAUUCAACUCUGGAAAAUGAUUUGGAACUUUCUGACUCGGACGAUGAUCGCAAAAAACAAAAUCGUUCCACAGUGAAUUCGAGUGACAGUUCUCCAUCAGAUUCAAGCGAAUCCGGAAGUGAUUCCUCAAGAAGUGAACCUCAGCAACCAGCUACAAUACCCGCCCCUCACCAGCUCAUUAGCCAGCAACAACAAAUGACUGUGGUAUUACCAACCAAAAAGAAAUUAGGAUCAGGAUCAGCUGGUACAAUACCCGGUAGCGCUAGUAGUUGCAGCUCUGGUUUGGGCUCUUCUGCACCUCCUUCGGGAGGUUCUUCAUCGUCGUCCUCCAAUAAGACACCAUCGCCUUCGAAUACUACCAAAUGGCAGCUAAGCAGAUAUUUCAAUAAGGCGCCUUUACAUCAGACACCAACACAAGAUGUCGUAUCUCCAUCCACCACUUCGAUUGUAAACUCCGUGAAUUCUAUGAAUGUUGCCAAUCUCAAUAUGCCCAUUACACUUCGGGGAGGAGCUCAAAUUAUACCUGAACCUCCCCAGCAUGUGGCAAAUAUUAAAAAUGAAUCCAUGUUAGAAGAUGUAGAUGAUGAUGAAGAUGAUGGUAAUGAGAUGGAAGACGAAAACUUACAUAGAAGAAAUAGAGGUACUAAUAAAGGUGAAACAUUCCCCCAUCCGGCAUUUCCAUCGCGGAAAGCACCAGCUGGUCUCUCAGUCACCCCACUUUCUCCUAUGUUGAGCGAUAUUAAGAAAGAAAUUUCCACGCCUCAUGGGAGUAUGGGAGUUAACCAACAGCAGGUGCCCAUUUUAAAUGCCUCGGAAUUUGUAUCAAUACCUUCUUCACACAUAAAACACGAAUCAAUGUCCAUAGCUGGAGGACAUACUACUAUUACUUCCUAUAGCCGCGAUGUCAUUGAAGGUUUAUCAAAUCUCUCCUCUGAUACUAAUACAAGUGAUGACGAAAGAUUGCCAGUAAGGGGACCCACGGGUACACUACAAAUUCCUGGUGUCCCAGCAGCAAUAACAGCUUUGCCUCGCUCCCCACCUAUGGUGCAAAAGACUCAAAUGUUAAAUUCAGUUACUAUGAUACGGUUAGAUCCUAUUAAUUCAUCUCCGACUGCACAUUUAAGUCGACCACCUCCUCCGCAAUCCAGAGCUAAAAAACCCAGAAAAAAACUGAAACAGCAAACUAGUGCCACGGUAGCGACGGAUACCAGUGACGAGGAGCAAGAUGACGUAACAAAACGUUUAGUUAGUCCGGCAGCUAGUGGCACAACUAGUGGAAUUACAAGUGGAGUUGUGGCUGGUCCCAAAAAAGGUCGAGGAAGACCACGUAAAACUACACCCAACCAAAGUGGAAACAUAAGUUCAGCAUCGUCAGCCUCGGCUUCUGCUAAAGGACCAACGUUAACCGCCAAAAAAGAUAUCAAUAAGAAACCCGCCUCUACUACAGCCACAGCAACCGCUCGAAGACGAGCUUCAAGACUUAACUCAUCAAAUUCUUCUGCUCAAGACCUUAAUUCUACCACCCCUACUAAACAAGCAAUUGUACAAGCUCCAAUAGAACUAAUACAAACAACACAAGUAACAACGCCGGUUUCUGUUAAGGAACAAGUACAUACUGCAAACGCCACUAGCGACGAUUCAUCCUCUUCAAGUGAGUCAUCAACAUGUUCUAUGUCAAAAUCAUCUUCGUCUAUUUCGGAUUCAGAUGUAGAAGAAACAACCAACAAACAACCUAUAAUAACUAACACUUCCUCAUCGGAAGACGAAGGAACAAAACCAAAUGGCAGUGCAAAAUCCAAAACUUCUGGAUCUGGGGAGCAUAAAUCCGCACCACCAAAGCGAAUAGUAAAAAAAUUGAAUACGCGAAAAUCAUCGCUUGAAGAUUUAUCAGCCCCCUUAACAGCAUCCACAAAGCCGCAUGAUAUGUCAAUGUCCUCCUCAUCAUCAUCGUCAUCAUCUGAAUCGUCAGCAGAAGAUUUCAGUCACCUUCCCAAUGCAUCAACUUUAACUGGAGGGUCUUCACAACAACCUGCUACCUCUAUUGGUGCAGGCAGUUCUUCCCAACGUUCUGCGAAUCAUCAAUCACCGCAUAAAGUGGCAAGUGCCUUUUUUUCGGAAUCGAGUGGUGAGGAACGUUCUGAUUCAGAUUCAGGCGAGCCUCGAAAGGAAAAGAAACUUAAACGUGAUAAACCAAAAAGUGAUAAAAAUAAAAUAAGUACGCUGACCCGUAUAUUCAAAUCGUCAAAUGAAGGAGGUGCUAAAAAACAGGGCCAAGUUCUUAUAGUGGAUCAGUCAGAAGACCAACAACAACAGCAAAUGCACCAACAACAGAAGCAUAUAUCUCCAGCAUUAAGACUGUCUCAAGAAAAUCUGUCCGCAGUACACAAUUCCCUACAAAAUACUCCAACAGCACAAUCUCCACGUUUAACACCUGGUGGUCAUAUGAGAUCACCACGUUCUUUAAACAUGACACCUCUCGCUUCUCAGGUUUUAGCAGCUGGUGCAAUGGCAUCACAUCGCACACCUGAUCGUAGUACGACGAGUGCCGAAAGAAAGUUACAACAACGUAUAAAGACACCAACCAGAACGCCUACUCGCACGCCACCAACCACAAGGACACCAACUCCAACGCCUGCUGUUGCAGCUACAUUGCAUCAUCCAAACCCUUCUCCCUCACCAUCAUCUACGACGCCUUCUCAUCUUCAUCAACAACACUUAGCUCUUUUACAACCUCCGCCACCAACUUCCUUAAUAUGUAAAAUUGAUCUCUCUAGAUUGUUGAAUGUACCCGAGGAGUGGCAAACAAAUGCAUAUCGUUUGUAUGGUCAUGCUCCUGGCCAUCAGCAAAAUCAUUUGACACCAAGCGCUGGACGCACUCCAAUAUAUGAUCAUGAAACAAUACUCAAUGCUGACCUGCAGUCUUGCAACAACCAAAUGCGUUUAAAAUCCGCAUCAAGUGGUAAUAUUAGUGGUGGUGGCAGUGGCAGUGCGACUCCUAGAAGUACGGGCAAUCGGACCCCUAUACAAAUUGCCUCCACUAUCUCAUCGGCCUCCGAAAGAGAACUUUCUCACUCAAGGGAAAAUCUCCACGACUUGGCCAAAGAAAACUGUAAUUCCGGUCGCAUGAGUAGUCGUUCGACAGAUGGCAGCAUAUGUGGUGGCGGUUCGACGCCGAAGGAACAUUUGCUACCUCCCAAUGGAUACAAUUCUGCUGCAGCAAUGAUUAGAGGUUAUAAUUCCCCUAAUCCUACAUUGGGUGGAGUGAAACUGUUGACCGGUGUUAAACAUGAACAAAUAAUAAAACAUGAACCUGAUUCAGAAUAUUCCUGCAAUGAAACUAAAUUUAAAAGUGAUUCUUCUACAGAUCCAUCACUCAUAAAGCAAGAACUUUUAAUACUCAAACAAGACUAUAAACCCAGUGAUUUGUCGGAAAAAUCAUCACUGUGCUCACCUAAUGACUUACCCAUGGAACCGAAACCAAGGCGUAAACGCAGCACCAGCUCAAGUUCCAGUCCUUAUAAAGAGAAAAAACGGAAAAAGGAAAAAGAUUUAAAUGCAAUUGCGUUAACCGAAAAAGAGAAAAUGGUUGUCAGUGGUAGUGAUAUUGUUAAAGAAAAGGAAAUCGCGAACGAUUCUUUAAAAUCCGGAAAGGAACCCACUGUAACAGAAGAUUGUUUAACAAAUACAAACGGACAACAGCAGACACAGGAUCAACAAUUUUCCCAUACAAAUCACGAUCGGUUAUUAAUGGAGAAUAAAUUUCAACAACAGCAAAGCACGGAUAAAUCAAAUAGUCUUAAUAACAAUAAUAGCAACAAAACAACAAACAAUGUCUCAAACACUGCCAGUCCUGCGCAUUUACAAACUACAAACAACCAUUCAACCACAAUCGCCUCAACCAAUAUGCCACCACCAGCCAAUGUAGGACUGAUACCAACUGUUACACAACCUCCUCAACCCGCAGCUGCAUGCUUAAAGAAUGUUCAAGUUUCAGCACCUGCUACAUCUAUGCCUUCAGUAGCUUCCUCAUCGUCGUCGCCCGCCGCAAUAGCAGGAGUCUCAAAUUCAUCUGUACCACCAACAGAAGCAGUGUCAGCAGCAGCAUCAACCACCCAACCUCAAGUUAUCUAUCGUUCCUACUUUGAACGAGAUGAUGAUGCUUUGAGUGAUGAAUUCAGGUUUGUUGCGGAAUCAUUUAUUGAUUAUUCGAACUCCUCUACCUACUCCUCCAACAACAACAACACUACCAACUCCUCCGUUACGGCCAAAUUUCAAAAUUUAUUGCAAAUCAAGGACGGUAAGUUUUUGCAAGAGGCUGUUCAUCGCAAGCAUGCGGCAGAUCGUGAGCAGAACACUUUCAACCAAGUGACUUUAUACUUAGAGGCUGUGGUUUACUUUCUUCUGUCUGGCGCUGCAAUGGAACAACAUAGUCGUUCUGAAGAUGCAGCUUGGACUAUGUACAAGGAUACCUUGUCAUUAAUUAAAUUCAUAUCUUCUAAAUUUAGACAUUUACAAGUUUCUUCAGCGAAUCAACAUGAUACUCAUAAUAAAGUUGCUAUAUUAAGUCUACGUUGCCAGUCUUUGAUCUCUUUAAAGUUGUUUAAACUUAAAAGAAAUUUUUGCCGUCAAAUCAACAAUAUUUGUUCGGAUUUCUUCAAAUCGGGUAAAGGCGAUAUUAUUAAUGGCAAUACGCCUUCAUCAAUUUCACCUUCUAAUUCGGUAGGUUCACAGGGUUCUGGUUCCAAUACUCCACCCGGUAAAAUAGUGCCUCAAGAUAUACACUCAGCUUUAUGUCAGCAAAACCAAUAUUUUACUUAUUUAUCUAGUAGUCAUGAAUUAUGGGAUCAAGCCGAUCGUUUAGUUAGACAAGGGAAUCACACCGAUUUCUUUAUUGCAUUGGACCAUGAAAAUGGUCCUUUGACGUUGCACAGCAAUGUUUAUGAAGUCUUUCGCUAUGUCCAGGCUGGUUUAAAAAAACUGAAAGAUGAAAUGCUUAUACAAUAAUAAAAAACGUUUGCAAAUAUUUCUUGCAUGUUGUCUUACAAAGUUUUAACAAAAAAUUACUUUUUUUAUAUACACAAACAAACACUAGUUAACAUCACUUCUUAACUUAUUGAGUUUUUAUAAUAUUAUUUAAUAAUCAAAUCAAUAAGUAAAUAAACGAUUUUCAACUUUUCUUAGGGUAUCUAAAAUAUAAUUCAGUGCUUUUUGUUAAUGCUAAACAAAAAAAGAAAAAUCAAUUUCCUAGAUAAGUCAUUAUUAUUGUUACAUAUACAUAAAUUUAUAAUUAAAUAAAUAAACACAGCAAGGAACUUAUCUUCAAUAACAUUAAAGUGUUAUUACAUUUUAUUAAGAAAAUUUGAUUAUGCUGAAUAUAAUUGAACUUUAGAUUUUUAAAGAAUGACAUGUUAAAAAUUUUAUUUUAAAAUAAAAAAAAGAAACAUUAAAUUUUAUUUAUAAAGUCAUAAUUAUUUUAAUUAACAGAACCAUUUAAAAAACUCUGCUUUUUUAA